Molecule: messenger RNA, 597 nt
Organism: Rhea pennata
Lineage: Eukaryota; Metazoa; Chordata; Aves; Rheiformes; Rheidae
Gene: GUCA1B
Product: guanylate cyclase activator 1B
Exons: 4
Coding region: 1-597 (198 amino acids)
Biological process (GO): visual perception
Cellular component (GO): photoreceptor inner segment; cone photoreceptor outer segment
Molecular function (GO): calcium sensitive guanylate cyclase activator activity; calcium ion binding
Source: RefSeq, a predicted model, not a curated record
AUGGGACAGCAGUUCACCAAUGCCGAAGGGGAACAAACAGAAAUCGAUGUUGCUGAAUUGCAGGAAUGGUAUAAGAAAUUUGUGGUGGAAUGUCCCAGUGGGACUCUGUUCAUGCAUGAAUUCAAGCGCUUCUUUGGAGUCCAGGAUAAUCGCGAAGCUGCAGAGUAUAUUGAAAACAUGUUCAGAGCUUUUGAUAAGAACGGGGAUAACACCAUUGACUUUCUGGAAUAUGUGGCUGCUCUAAACCUUGUUUUACGAGGAAAACUGGAACAUAAACUGAGGUGGACAUUCAAAGUAUAUGACAAGGAUGGGAAUGGCUGCAUAGAUAAACUUGAGCUGCUAGAAAUUGUUGAGUCUAUCUACAAGCUGAAGAAAGUGUGCCGAUCUGAAGUGGAGGAGAGGACUCCAUUGCUCACACCAGAGGAGGUUGUGGACAGAAUAUUUCAGUUAGUGGAUGAGAAUGGGGAUGGGCAGUUGUCUCUUGAUGAAUUCAUUGAUGGAGCCAGGAAAGACAAGUGGGUGAUGAAGAUGUUGCAAAUGGACGUCAACCCUGGGGGAUGGGUCUCAGAGCAGAGGAGGAAGAGUGUUUUGUAUUAA